This is a messenger RNA of Hyla sarda, 474 nucleotides long. RefSeq names its product translocase of outer mitochondrial membrane 7 (gene TOMM7). The record is from RefSeq and is a predicted model, not a curated record. Gene Ontology annotation, biological process: protein import into mitochondrial matrix. Bases 55 to 222 code for a protein of 55 amino acids. Gene Ontology annotation, cellular component: mitochondrial outer membrane translocase complex. Lineage: Eukaryota; Metazoa; Chordata; Amphibia; Anura; Hylidae. The transcript has 3 exons.
CUUCCGCCCCAGCUGCUUCCUUCCGGUUGUCUCUCGUGCCCUUCUUCCGCAGCCAUGCCUGAGCUCAGCAAAGAAGCCAAACAGCGCCUGCAAAAGGUGUUCAAAUGCGGACAGUUCACCAUCCGCUGGGGCUUCAUCCCCCUCGUCCUGUACUUAGGAUUUAAAAGGGGAGCUGACCCUGGAAUGCCUGAGCCCUCCUUACUAAGUUUAUUAUGGGGAUAAAGACUUUUGAAUCGCUGACAUCUAUAUAUACUACAGUAUCGAAGAAUACAAAGGAAUACCAGUGACCAGUGUAAACAGAUUAUUGUAUGCAACAGAGUGAUGCUGCUGACUUGACCUGGAUCUGGGCUGCCCCUUCUGACACAUUGUUUUUAUUCUGUACAAUGUCCCCUAAGAAACAACAGAAGUGUGAAGACUUUGUUUGAAUUAUAUAAGUUUUUCUUACUUGCAAUGUUCUUUUUUUUUUUUUUUUUU